UACCAUUGCUUUCAGCCAGGGGAGGACUCCUGAACCUUUAGGUGUUUAAAUGCACAGCACGAUCCACGGACAGCAUGCGACCAUUCCUGCUCAUUUUCGCGUGCAUUCGUCUCGGUCAGCUGGAGUCUGGCGUGGACUCGUACGUCGCCGCCGUGUACGAGCACACCGUGAUUGUGAACCCGGAGCCUCGUGUCCCUCUGUCCCGCCUCGACGCCCUGAGACACGUGCAGAGAAACCUGGACAUGUUGGAGGAGCAGGCCGCCCUGGCUGCGCUGCAAGGUGCUCAGAUACUUGUGUUUCCAGAAGACGGCAUUCAUGGUUUUAACUACACCCGUUCAUCCAUCUAUGGCUAUUUAGAAACGGUUCCUGACCCCCAGCAGGAGAGCUGGAACCCCUGCGAGGAGCCACACAGGCACAACAACACUGAGGUUCUCCAGAGACUGAGCUGUAUGGCCCGUCGCUACAACCUCUACCUAGUGGCAAACAUGGCUGAUCUGCAACCCUGUCCCCUGAAAACAGACCCGUCCACAGCCUGUCCUUCUGAUGGACGCUGGCAGUUCAACACCAAUGUGGUUUUCAGUUCUGAUGGUCUCCUGGUGGCACGCUAUCAUAAACACAACCUUUACUUUGAGGAGUCCUUUAACACACCUCCACGAGCAGAAAUCGUUACGUUUGAAACACCUUUCGCUGGGAAGUUUGGCCUCAUCAUCUGCUUUGACAUCUUGUUCAAACAUCCUACAGUAACUCUUGUGGAAAAGGAUGUCCGUCAGCUGAUCUUCCCCACGGCCUGGAUGAACCAGCUCCCCCUGCUGGACUCCAUUCAGUUUCAGUGGGCAUUCAGCAUGGGCGCCAACGUUACUCUGCUGGCUGCCAACGUUCGGAACGACCGACUCGGCAUGACAGGAAGUGGCAUCUACACCCCUUCUUCUGCCACCUACCACCACGCCAAGAGGGGCGACCCAGAGGAGGGCAGGCUGCUUGUGGCCAGGGUGCCAGUCUUAGACCCGCUGUGGGGGAGACAGAAUACUGCAGUAGAUACGACUGCCUCCACACCAUCGCUGGCUGCCACGGCUGCUUACUGCCACACGGACAGCUGUGCUGAUCCUCCUCCACCCACCUACCCCACCUUCACGUCAUCCAUGAUGCAUGACCCGUUUAAAUUUGUCCUCCUAAAGGAAUCGGGGGGCGAACUCACGGUGUGCGACGGCACCUUUUGUUGCCACCUUCAGUACAAGUGGACAGCACACGAUAAACAAAAGGAGCUCUAUGCACUGGGAGCAUUCUCAGGAACGCACACUGUGAACGGACGUUACGCCGUGCAGGUGUGUGCAGUGGUCCGCUGUGCAGACACAGAGGCCAGCUCCUGUGGGCAGGAAGUGGAGGAGGCCGAGUCAAAGAUGGACUUCUUGUUGGAGGGGCGCUUCGAGACCAGACACGUGUACCCUGCAGUGCUGGCAAGCCGUCUGGUCCUGGAGAAGCCUGAGCAGCUGGAGACAACUGCAGAUGGGAGAGUGGCCAUGAAACACUCGAGCACGACCCGUGGCUUGGUCACUGCCUCUCUGUACGGACGAAGGUACCACCUGGACGAUGAAUGAACAGCUCGGGGAAAGAGAACAGCCGACAUCCGAACUCUUCAGGUUUCAUUGAAUUUGGCAUCUUGCAUCAUUUUGCAGACAUCGAAACGAUCAGCAGUAAUCAAUAUUAUUGAUUUUUAUGGUGGCUGUAACACGUUUUCUUGAAUACACAAACUAAACCAAAACAAAUGUUUAUUCAUUUGUUACUUAAUCUUUACAAACAUUGCACCAAGUAU
Messenger RNA from Nematolebias whitei (Rio pearlfish), 1810 nucleotides. RefSeq names its product biotinidase (gene btd). The record is from RefSeq and is a predicted model, not a curated record. The transcript is spliced from 6 exons. Gene Ontology annotation, molecular function: hydrolase activity, acting on carbon-nitrogen (but not peptide) bonds, in linear amides. The coding region runs from base 75 to 1595 and encodes 506 amino acids. NCBI's taxonomy places the organism in Eukaryota, Metazoa, Chordata, Actinopteri, Cyprinodontiformes, Rivulidae.